GUGCUGGGUGCGCGGGGCGGCGAGCAGCCUGCGGCUCCGCGGUCCCGGGAGAGGCCUCCCAGGCGACGGGGCUGCCUGCUUAGCUUUCCCCAUCAAGUCUUUGCCGUGAACGCGUUCGGUCCCGGUGACAUCCCGACAGCGCUCCAGGAAGGCCGUUCUGCCCCGCGAGGGAAACACAGCCGUUGACCAUGGUGGCAACUGGCAGCCUGAGCAGUAAGAACCCGGCCAGCAUCUCGGAGUUGCUGGACUGUGGCUACGACCCGGGAAGUCUGCUGAGUGAUUUUGACUACUGGGACUACGUUGUUCCUGAGCCCAACCUCAACGAGGUGAUAUUUGAAGAGACAAUAUGCCAGAAUUUGGUGAAAAUGCUGGAGAACUGUCUGUCCAAGUCAAAGCAAACCAAACUUGGUUGCUCAAAGGUCCUUGUCCCUGAGAAACUGACCCAGAGAAUCGCUCAAGAUGUCCUGCGGCUUUCUUCCACAGAGCCCUGUGGCCUCCGAGGUUGUGUGAUGCAUGUGAACUUGGAAAUUGAAAAUGUAUGUAAAAAGCUGGAUAGGAUUGUGUGUGAUGCUAGUGUGGUGCCCACUUUUGAGCUGACGCUUGUGUUUAAGCAGGAGAACUGCUCAUGGACAAGCCUCAGGGACUUCUUUAACAGAGGGCGCUUCUCAUCAGGCCUUAGGCGAACUCUGAUCCUCAGCUCAGGAUUUCGACUUGUUAAGAAAAAACUUUACUCUCUCAUUGGAACCACAGUCAUUGAAGAGUCCUGAGAAGGAAAAGAAAUCAAGGUUCUUUUACAGUUGGGUAAUAAAAUGUGUGAAGCUACUUCGUUAAUCAUUUGUAGUUGCCUACCCUCAACAAGAACUCAAUAGUUAGGCCAUCUUCUCUGUGUUUCUCAUUCACAGCAACCCAACUGAAGGGCUGAUAUUGUGGAUUUUAAGACAUAACCAAAGAAAGAUAUUGUCUGCAUUUAUAAUAUUUUUAAUGGAAUGGGAUAAGGAAGAAAAAGAAACUAUCCAUUUCGAUAUUAUAGUUAAUUCCACAACUAUGAACAGGUAGUCUUGGUAACAGAACACAGAAACCUGAUGGGCCCAGUUUGCCUUUCACAUUUUUUUUUUCUCUAAAUUCUCAAAUUGAUCUUUUCAAUAAUGGGCUUUUACUAGAUGAUUUCCAACCCUCCAAAGUAUACUGAAGCAUGCAAUACCAGUUUCCUACUCAAAUCUGAAGAGUUCGUAGACAAGAGAGUACAAGGAAAUGAAUGGGCUUAAUUAAAACCUCACCUUCGGUCAAAGUGAAUAAGAAAUGUCACAGUAACAAUAGAAUUGCCUACCUGCUUCUUGCUGCCUGAAUCUGGAUUAUAAACAGACAAAAACAAACAAACAAAAAAAUUGAACUGUAUUUUAGUAAUCCCAGUAUUGCUUCAACUGACUUUAUAAUACAAUAUAAGCUCAAAUUCUCAAGGGUUAAAUGUUGUCUUUUUUAAAAUGCUUAUUAGCUAGAAAAAUGGAAAUGUUAAACUAUUUCUUUCAUAUAGUUGAUUCCAUUGAGCAGAUAUAGUGAAUAUCAACCCAUGAAGACUGUAAAGGGGUUCUUGGGUAUAGUCUCACUUAGAUUUAUUUGGUAACAUACCUUCUUUUCACUGUUACAGACACUUCCUCAAAAAUGAACCAUCUCACCACAUCUGUGUUAGCCUCACCCCUGGCCCUUCUUGUGAAUUCUCUUUCUAUGAAUUCAGUCUCUUUCAGUUAUCAGGAUGUGUAUAUUUAAAGAGUCUACUUUGGCCUGGAAGCUUGGUGAACACUAUAUAUAAACUACAGAUGAAUAUCUUGUUCCAAACAACCAGUACAAACACCCAGUUUCUUCCCACCGUCCCUUGGGGAAGAGUAAAGGCCUUGUUUGUUUGUUUGUCUUAUUCUAGGUAAAUAGAUGGUGUCUGUUUAUUUUUCAUGGCAGGGAGAUCAUUUAACUUCCACAUGGCAGGGAUCUAUUCAUCUGGGUCUUCCUGUCCUUGCGGUGAGUCAUGGAGCAGAGCUCAUUCGGGUCUCUGAGCUAGUUCACAUACAGGUGUCCUCAUGCGGUGUUACCAAGCAAACCUGAUUCUGGAGGUGACCUAAACAUCGCUGUUCAAACAAGCAAGUGUUCUAGCAAAUUGAGCUCUUCAAUUGCUUGGAAACAUGCCAUACAGCCAGUCUUUAUAGGACUAGACCAGUAGACAGUGCUAUUUCACACAUCUGUUAUUGCUUAGGGCUCUGAGGGGCACUGUUUCUCUGGAUGUUUGGAGUCAUCCCCGGGGGACAAUGGUGAGGCUUCUAUGGCGUGAAUUGAACCAUUAUCCUUUGUCAACUAACAUUUUCAUUUGCUCUCUUGCAUAUUUCACUGACAAAUUUUGAUGGCGAUGACAAAAUGGUUUGUGGAGGUUUCCUGUUAAAGGAAAGUGAAGUUUGUCUAUUUUUGACAAUAAAGCAUUAUAUAUUUUUAA
Messenger RNA from Jaculus jaculus (lesser Egyptian jerboa), 2476 nucleotides. It is a transcript of the gene Ddit4l, whose product is annotated as DNA damage inducible transcript 4 like. The transcript has 3 exons. The record is from RefSeq and is a predicted model, not a curated record. Gene Ontology annotation, biological process: negative regulation of signal transduction. NCBI's taxonomy places the organism in Eukaryota, Metazoa, Chordata, Mammalia, Rodentia, Dipodidae. Gene Ontology annotation, cellular component: cytoplasm. The coding region runs from base 189 to 767 and encodes 192 amino acids.